AUGUCUAAUCUUCAACUUCUUCCUCCACAGCACUGUAACCAGUCGGACCAUGUGACCCACCUGUCCGACAUGCUGAACAUAAUCUUCACGGUGCUCUUCACGGUGGAGAUGAUCCUCAAACUCAUGGCCUUCAAAGCCAAGGGUUAUUUCGGAGACCCGUGGAACGUCUUUGACUUCGUCAUCGUCAUCGGAAGUGUUGUUGAUGUGAUGCUGAGUCAGAUUGAUGCGGCCCUGGCCUCCUCCGGUGGACUUUACUGUCUGCACGGCUGCACUGAAGUGGAUCCGAUGCAGGCGAUCGCGUCCUCGGAGAACAUGAGCGUGUCCAUCACGUUCUUCAGGCUUUUUCGGGUCAUGCGUCUGGUGAAGCUUUUAAAUCGCUCUGAGGGGAUCCGGAACCUUCUCUGGACCUUCAUCAAGUCCCUUCAGGCUCUCCCUUAUGUGGCCCUCCUCAUCCUCAUGCUCUUCUUCAUAUACGCAGUGGUGGGAAUGCAGAUAUUCGGUAAAAUCGCGUUGGUCGAUGGUACGUUCAUCAACAGAAACAACAACUUCCAGACUUUCCCUCAAGCCGUGCUGCUGCUAUUC
This is a messenger RNA of Menidia menidia (Atlantic silverside), 582 nucleotides long. Lineage: Eukaryota; Metazoa; Chordata; Actinopteri; Atheriniformes; Atherinopsidae. The record is from the annotation of a GenBank genome assembly.